Molecule: messenger RNA, 993 nt
Organism: Rangifer tarandus platyrhynchus (Svalbard reindeer)
Lineage: Eukaryota; Metazoa; Chordata; Mammalia; Artiodactyla; Cervidae
Source: the annotation of a GenBank genome assembly
AUGAAAAGGCGACAAAAGAGGAAACACCUGGAAAAUGAAGAGUCCCAGGAGACUGCGGAGAAAGGAGGAGGAAUCUCAAAAUCACAAGAGGAUCCCCCUCAGCUAGGAUGCACUGCAAUGGCCCAAGUCUGCCCCCAAGGGGCAGGGGAGGUCUCUUCUGCCUCUGAAUACUUCUCCUGUGUUUCUUCUCCAUGCAAGCUCAUCCACGGUGGAAUCUGGAAGUUGCAUCGAGACAGUUCCCAGCCUAGAGCACCCCUAGCCCAUCUUCAAGAACAAGGGGAGAUGGCUCCCCUGUCACCACGUGUCUCCUUCUCCUCCCCUUCAUCCUACAAGACCUGCGCAACCUCUCUGCAUAUGAACAAAGAGAAGAGGGGCAUGAAAAUAUACUACAUGCAGGUACAAAUGAAAAAGGGCGUUGCUGUCUCCUGGGAGGCAGAGAAACCCUCGGAGUCGCUAGAAAAGCAGCCGAGGAUGGAGGAAGUGACCCUUCCUGAGGACGUGCGGGUGGGGACUCCCCCCUCGGACGUGUCCACCAGAAACCUCCUGUCUGACAGCGAGCCCAGCGGGGAGGAGAGAGAGCACGAGGAGAGGGCUGAGGCAGACAGCCCCGCCCCAGGGUCACCCACCGUCGAGGAGAGGCCCCGGGCCCGGACACCCGACUGGCUGGUGACCAUGGAGACCGGCUUCCGCUGCAUGGCCUGCUGCCGGGUCUUCCCCAGCCUGGAGGUCCUGCAGGAGCACGUGCAGAAUGGCAUCCGCGAGGGCUUCAGCUGCCACGUCUUUCAUCUCACCAUGGCCCAGCUGACAGGCAAGGCAGAAUCGGAGAACACCCCUGAGGAGGAGGUGGAGGACGCGGACGAGGACGGGGAGGACGAGAAGCAGGAGGAAAAGGAAAAGGAGGAGCAGCAGCCUGCGGGGGAAGAUGUCAGCUUGAGGAGACCCUGGAGCCAGUGUCUGGGCUGUGUGUUCCAUUCUCCCAAGGACCGGAAGUGA